Molecule: messenger RNA, 1968 nt
Organism: Rhopalosiphum maidis (corn leaf aphid)
Lineage: Eukaryota; Metazoa; Arthropoda; Insecta; Hemiptera; Aphididae
Gene: nw
Product: C-type lectin 37Da
Exons: 5
Coding region: 287-1711 (474 amino acids)
Biological process (GO): biological process involved in interspecies interaction between organisms
Cellular component (GO): external side of plasma membrane
Molecular function (GO): carbohydrate binding
Source: RefSeq, a predicted model, not a curated record
ACGCAGUUAACCGUCGCACACGAUCGUAUAAACACACACGCGCACACUUCUGCCGGACCACACCACUCACGGACGACGACCGUGAAUAACAUAAUAUUUAUUGUAUUACACGCUCCAGUGUUCGCCCACCCGCACAAACGUAAUACUGCCAUUGCGCACGAACUCGUCCCAGAGGAGCUAAAUAAUAAUAUUAUUAAAUUAUAAUAUUAUUGUCGACCGGCAGAAUACGAAUACAAUAUUAAACAGUAGCUGUUUUGACGAUAUAGACAUACGACUGCAAAUCGUCAUGAUCACCGCCGGUUCAACACGGGUCGCUUUGACCGUGGUCACAGUAUUCGCAUGGUUUGCGGCAGGUCAAAGGAUUACAACAAUACAGUUGGAUGGCACUCAGUACUACAUCAGUAGGAUGAAUCCAUAUUCAGCGGAAUUAAACUAUUUUUUGGCAUAUGAAUAUUGCAGAUCAAUUGGAUUGCAAUUGGCUUCAUUUGAAACGUUGGAAAAAACAAACUCAAUAUCGGAUUUCUUAAGAAAUGCUGGUUACAACAAAUUCGACUAUUGGACAUCUGGAAACCGCUUAGGCACUGACAUGCUUAUCUGGAUGUCAACGGGUCUACCGUUCAACACAACUUUCAACCAAAUGAAACGGCCCAACCCGGACAAUAACGGUCUGGAUAAUGAAGACUUGAAAAUGAACGCUAGGCCGGAACUGCCCAUAGCUAGGAAAAAGAGGGGUGAAAGUGGUUCCAGAGAUGGAUGUGUAGCGAUUAAAGCGCCUAACAUGGACUGGGUGACGGCCGACUGUACAGACCUGAAGGAUUUCAUUUGCGAGCAGACCAGGUGUUAUUAUUACAACUACGGGUCGAUUCCGGUGUCCUCCAGCCAGGGUUUUGGUUAUAAACAAAAAGCUACAGCAUUCCCAAUUCAUUCAAACUUAUCUUUGGAGGAAAACACUACCACUCCGACAACUACUACCACCACCACUACUACCAUCAAUCCCAGUAAUCCCACCACUACAACCACUACUCCUGCCACCACUACUACCACCACACCAGUAUCGCCCAAUAUUAUGCUUACGACCUCAGACGUUGCGGCCGCAGAGGGCUACGUGAUUACCGACAUCCGCCGGAAGUCGGAAGUCGACAAUGAAAACGACAACGAAGCUCCUAGGGCGGCGGAACCGGAACCCGAACUGACGGUCUCGACGACAUCCGGUCCGUUGGUCGACGAUUUGUUGUCCGCGAGUACCAUCGAACCACUGCAAAGUGGAUAUCAAGAGUCGCAGACUGACGAACAACAGUCGACCAGCGAACCACGAACGGAUGAACGGCCGUCGACCGACGAACGAGCGGACAGUCAGUAUUUUACCACUGAACUUCCGACACUCAUUCAGAUGCACAAUCAACAACAGUACGAACAACAGGAACACGACCAACAGUUGCACAGGCAUCAUCAACGUAACGAGGUGAAACAACGCGGGAAACAAGAAAUAGAUCGUCGAGAUCAACAACAGCACAACGACGCGUAUGCUUUCGAAUCGUUGGAAAAGGCUUUUGCCACCGCGGUGCCGCACAAGAUUCGAUCUACCAAGGAUUUGGAACAACCGAAAGACGACGCUGCAGCUACCGGUGAUCUACAGUUACCGUGGUCGUGGGCCAAAGACAUCAUGUUACAGAAACCAGUGUUGAAAAAGUCAUCACAAGAAGUCGCUUAAUUUCAUAUCAAUCGUCGAGUUCUACGUUUAAAAUAUUAUAUUUGUUUAAAGAAAAAAAAUUUUUUUAAAUAGUAUAAUUACGUAUGACAUUUGGAAAUCAAAAAUCAUCCAUAAAACUAAACUUCGUACAAACGUUGCUCUCUUCCGCGUUUCUCCCUACACGUCAUUAUUAUUUGUAGUGAGUUACCUACAUUACAAUAUUAUGCAAUUUAAUUUAGUCAUGUAUAAUUACAAAAAAAUCUGUUCUCAGCGCUUAA